Messenger RNA from Glycine soja, 2547 nucleotides. RefSeq lists its product as uncharacterized. Lineage: Eukaryota; Viridiplantae; Streptophyta; Magnoliopsida; Fabales; Fabaceae. The transcript has 2 exons. Gene Ontology annotation, biological process: regulation of transcription by RNA polymerase II. Gene Ontology annotation, molecular function: transcription coactivator activity. Bases 757 to 2013 code for a protein of 418 amino acids. The record is from RefSeq and is a predicted model, not a curated record. Gene Ontology annotation, cellular component: SAGA complex.
AAAAUAAAUAAAUAAAAAGAAAAACGGGAAGCAAAGACAAGAAGAGAAACACUGUUACCAGCGAUCGAGCUUAAACACAAACGCAGAGAGCAAAGUUCAAUACACAUAAAUCAGCAACUACAAAAAAAAAUAGACAAAAAAAAAAAGAGAGAGACAUAACCAUAACUCAAGUUUCGAAGAUUCGAAAGUAGCAACUGAGCUUCGAGAUUUCUAUGCAAAUUCACGAACUAUGCUGAGUGAUCUCUUCGGGACUCCAAGUUCGUGCGGUGUUGCGAAUUUCGCGAAGCAAUGAGGGUUUUCUAGAUUGGUGCAAGUGGUGCUGUAAUGUUCGCUUCUUGGUGCUUCAGACUUAGGGUUUUGAUUUGCCAUUCAGUUUUGUUGAAUUGAAUUUGGUUUUAGUGUGUUUUCUUGCGGUUUGAUCUCUAGGGUUUUGGGGGUUGGGGAGCUAAGACUUGGCUUUGCAUUGUGUGGUGCUGUGGUGUGUGAAAUUCGGGAAAAAGGGUAACGGUAUUUGGGUUCAAAAUUGUUGUUUUCUGUUGGGUUAAUGUUGUUAGGAUGGUUUGUGCUGCAUCUGGUUGUUGUGAUUUGCAGAGGUUGUGGUAGUUGAUUUGGGGUUGAAUGAUAUGGGGGAGGGGAGGUUUUGGGUUCUUUGGAAGUGGAAGUAGCUGCUGUAAUUUGGGUCAAAUUGAGGCUGUGUGUGUGGGGGAGGGUUGUAUUUUGAUUUGUCAGGCAGUGUAUGAAUCUGUCGAUUGAGAAAUGCAACCCCAGCUGAGCUCAAGAAUCAAUUUGGUUGAGUUGAAAGCGCAAAUUGUGAAGAGGAUUGGAGUGGAUAAGUCGAAGCGGUACUUUUAUUACUUGAACAGGUUUCUGAGUCAGAAGCUGAGCAAGGCUGAGUUUGACAGGUCAUGUUAUCGGGUACUUGGCAGGGAGAAUCUUCCGUUACACAAUCACUUUAUAAAGUCAAUUUUGAAGAAUGCCUGCCAAGCCAAGACCCCACCGCCAGUCCAGCUGACAGGUCCUCCAAAAUCAGGAGCACUUGUCAAUAAUUUAUCUCCUGGUAGAGAGGAUGGCCACGAACAGAGUGUCGCUAACUUCCAAAAUCAGAAUGCUUCCAUUUGGUCCAAUGGGGUUUUGCCGGUUUCCCCACGUAAGUCAAGAUCUGGAGUGCGUGAUCGGAAGCUUAAAGAUAGGCCGAGCCCUCUUGGACCAAAUGGAAAAGUUGAUUCUGUUGCUCAUCAAUCCACAGCUACAGAAGAAAGUGGUAGUAAGGUUGAUAUGGAGAAUGGAAUUCUUACUCCAUGCGAUUAUCAAAGAUCAAUGCAGCAUCUUCAGGCAGUUGAUGAGCUACCUGAGAAUGGUAUGGGGGAUGUUAUUCAAAGGCCUCUGGAAAAACCGAGGAUACAUGGUAAAGGGCCAAUCGAAGUAUCAAUUGUUGAAGAUGGGGAAGAGGUGGAGCAGUUAAACCGCCUCAAUUUCUCUAGAAGUCCCUUGAUAGCACCACUUGGGAUUCCUUACUGCACUGCAAGUGUCGGUGGGGCCCGCAAGGCAUUGCCAGUGAAUAGCACUAGUGAUUUUGUUAGUUGUUGUGACAGUGGUAGGUUAUCUGAUACAGAUACAUUGAGAAGGCGCAUGGAGCAGAUCACAACAGUUCUGGGUCUUGGAGGCGUUUCUAGGGAAUGUGCAAAUAUGUUGAAUAAUGUGUUAGAUGUGUACUUGAAACGGUUGAUAAGGUCUUGUGUUGAUUUAGUGGGGGCUAGGUCCGGAAAUGAGCCGAGGAAGCUCCCUGUCUCAAAACAGCAGAUUCAGGGGAAGGUCAUUAAUGGCAUCUGGCCAAAUAAUCAUUUACAUGUGCCGAGUGCUGGGGGGCUGGCAGAACCUGAGCCCGAACACACACCACCACACUCAGUAUCUUUACAUGAUUUUAAAGUUGCUAUGGAGCUAAAUCCACAGCAACUUGGAGAAGAUUGGCCACUACAGUUGGAGAAAAUCUCUGUGCAAUCAUUUGAGGAAUAACACAUCUUUGAAGAUUUUUUUAAGCAAAGGUUGGGUCUGCUUCUGGUUCUGAUGGCUCGGCCAUGGUUGGUGAUCAUUGGCACACUUAGCACUGUUCUUAUUGCCAGGAUGAACCAGAUGACCCCCCAAAUGGAGAACUUCUAGUCCUUCCAGGAUCAAAUACUGAUUUUUAGCUUCAAAAUGUCUUAUCUCUGCUGUUUGCAGGGCUAGGAUGGUUCGGAGAUUCAUUUAUCUGCAACCAAGGGUAAUAUCAAAUGAGGCCCAGGAUUGGUUGCACUGUUGUAUGUUUAGCAUUGGUGUUGGCUGUAUUUGUCGUUGCUAGAGCCUAGAGAUCUUAAGGCUUUUGCUUCCUUCGCAGCCAAUGAAAAAGAAGAUUCAGAAAGUUUUGCAGGGAAACUGUUGAGUAGCUGGGAUCAAGGAACUAAGACAUGUAUAAGAACCAAAGGGUUGUUCUGUAUCUAUUUUUAGAAUAUGAGGAUUGAUUGAAAUUCAAUAUCAAUAACACGUCAAUUAAAUUUUCCUUUGAUGAUUUCA